Messenger RNA from Monopterus albus (swamp eel), 5905 nucleotides. RefSeq names its product nuclear receptor binding factor 2b (gene nrbf2b). The transcript is spliced from 4 exons. Lineage: Eukaryota; Metazoa; Chordata; Actinopteri; Synbranchiformes; Synbranchidae. The record is from RefSeq and is a predicted model, not a curated record. The coding region runs from base 129 to 1061 and encodes 310 amino acids. Gene Ontology annotation, biological process: autophagy.
AAGGUAGCUACUAGGAAGCGGAUGUGACAUCACGACGUGUUGACGCAGCUCUGGCUGUGGAGGCGACUAUGCUUUCCUGACGGUAAUUUUGUUAGUUAUUUUUUCAGGAUUUUUAAAUUGCAGUGUGAAUGACAGUCCGCGAAGGACAGAGACAUCUUUCAUGUAGUGUAAACUAUCGAAGAAUCGACUCCAUGGAGGUGGUAGACAGCCCGCUUAACCUCGCUCAUCAGCAGUGCAGGAAGGCAGACCGUUUGUUAGCGAGUGGAAAGUAUGAAGAGGCCAUCGUCUGCCAUGGAAAAGCAGCAGGUCAUUUGACAGACGCAAUGAAGGCAACAGAGUGCGAACAGGCUCGUCUGUCCAUGGAGCUACAGAGGGACAGUCAUUUCAAACAGCAGAGACUAAUCCAAGAGCGCUGGAAAAGAGAAGCUCGUCGUGAGGCAACAAAAGCCCAACCAGGCUCAGUGCAGUGCAGUCCUCCAGUGACCCAGCCCUCUGUACCCAAAUCCAGUUCACAGCUCCAGGCCCACAGCUCCCCAGGCCUCUCAACUACAGAGUGUGGAGGAGUCAGUGAGAGAGAGUAUGACACCUUACUCUACCAGCUUCAGACUCGGCAGACUGGAGGCUGCCAGCCUUUGACUCCACCAUGCCCUGGAUCUAAGACCACCAAAGAUGACAAAACCCGCCUGGAAGAACAGCAGACCACCAUUGAGGACCUGCGGCGCCUGGUCAACCACCUGAUGGAUGAAAAUCAGCGACUCCAGUCUGAGAAUGAGCGACUGCGAGUGGAAAAUGCCCGGCUGCACUCGGAAGCGGCCGAAGCAGCAGACUUUGUGGAGCGUUCUGAGCUCUGGGUACUCCCACAAACAGCUGGUGCUAUGGGAACAGGGGCUGGGCAGGAGAGGAAAAGCAUGGGGAAGGGGAUUGCAAUCCCCCAGUUGCCACCACUGGAGAUGCCAGCUCAGGAAGACCUGUGUCUGGAUGACCUGCCUCCUCUGGAGCUACCAGAGGACAUCCAGAAUGAACUACAGGAGCUAGAGCUAAUGGACAGGGAUAAACUGUGAUAAGACAGAUGUCUCUCACACACGCAACCAAUGUGACUUCUGAGUAUAGAUUCCAAAAUAUUUGACACCCACAGGCAGUCUGAUCAGACCCCUGCUCAGGCUUAAGGAAAUUCCAGGAGCUCACCAAAUCUCUGCAGUAAUAAGAAAGCUAAAGGUGGAAGUUGUCCAGUCCUGAUCAGUGCAACUAACCGAGGAAAGGAGCUGUCAGCUAAUCUUCUACAGUAAUGAAAAGAGGUACAAUUCAGCACAUUAAAGGAUAAUACUUGUGUCACUAAUACAACACAGACUAAGUCAAAGAUAAAGGAAUUGUUCACCCAGAAAUAAUGUCUUCUGGAAUAUCGGUGAGGUCAUCAGCAUGUCAGUAUGGCAUACACUGCGCUCUGCAUUAGCUUCAGGAAAAUAACUCAGUAACUCACUUCCCAACUUUUCUUUCUGGAACUUCAAACUACAUCUUGCCCAUCCUCCUCUGUAUUAUAUCACCAUCUGUAUUUGGGUCAUUUGUUGACAGCUGGGGUCUUUCCAUGACAACUGAGCAAAGACUGUGAGAUGAAGUUUAAAAGGUGAAUGCUAUUUGAGUAUUUCAUUGUGGAAUAUGUGGAUUUAUCAUGUAGUCUUCAUGGUGUAUGGAAAAAGACAACAUAAGCAGCAUAAUGUAAGUGUUCUGAAGCUAAAUGAUGAGCGCUUUGUGUUAAAGGUCAAAUAGUUAAUGUUUUUGCAUUCUUCCAGUGUCAGUAAAGUAAUAAUAUGAUCAUGCUUAAAUGUUGCUGGAAGUAUUGAUUUAAGCAAAAAGGUGUGUGUUUGCUUCUCUCUCUGUGUGUGUGUGUGUGUGUGUGAGUGUGAGAUCUGAGUGAUAAAGGUGGUAAAGAAGAGCUCAUCACCUUCAGUAUCACUGUAGGUUAACCAGUCAGUCGCUGUUGAGACUUACUAGUAGACUUACAAGUUGGGACUGUUUAAUUUAGUAAAUAUUAAAUAAGCAACAGCAUUACAUUGGUUUUUUGGUAUAAUGCUGGUGAAGUUUUGGUAGUUUUUGUGAUUUGGUGUUACCUUUUUUUUAACUUGUGCAGCAGAACCUGGGAGUUCAGUUUUCUUUUGUCUUUGCAUAGGAGAAGAGGAAAUAAAACAAGCAUUAAUGUGUAGUGUUGAAGGACAGUUGUCUGGAAGUCUAUAGAAUGACAAUUUGACCUAUUUCUGUCUUUAAAUAUUUUCUUUAGCUACAUUUGCCUGACAUGAAUGUGUCUAGUUUCUACAUUGGCAUUCUUAGUGUCCUGGAAUCAUGCUGUGGACUUUUGGCUGUGCAGCAAAUGAUUGUGGUUUCAGAACACUUAAUGCUGCGCCAGCAUACUAAUGGUCAAGGUUACUGUUUGUGCUGUGGUGCUUUAUCAACAUGUUCCCACUACCCUCAGUUGUCAUGGAGAUUCCUAGAAUGACGCAGCACCAUCACAUUCGCUGUGUGUUAGGCCCGAAACAUACUUCAUGCAAGUAUCCAGAUGCUUUGAGAUGCACAAGAUUGAUAUAACAUGUUGUUGCCUUAUUGCGUGUGACACAAACACAGGUUACAGUCUGAGCAUUGCCUCCUAACGGACAGCGCAGCAUGAAAGAAGAAAGCCAAUUCCUAGUGUUUGGGAUAACUUCAGUUCAAAACAACGGUGACUGACCAGUUCAGCGAAGCUCUUGCUGAACACAUCCAUAUGCAUAGGCAUACUUGUUAUACUUUGUCACCUCUUCAUUCAGACAGGAAUGCUGGUGAAAUGCUCUGGCCAAAAUUGUAACUGCUCUAAACCACAUUCCUCCAGGGUUGCCAUUUUUGUUUGCUGCUUCAUCUGGCAGAUAUUGCCCCCAUGUGGCAUGAGCUUGAUCACUUCCACCAGUUGUUAUAGCUACGUUCACAUUGCAGGCCUCAGUGCUCACUUCUGCUCUUUUUGUCAGAUCCAAUAGUUCACAUUCAUGUUAAGUGACAUGUAUCCAGCUCUGAUUACAAGCAAAACAACAUCUUCUGUACACUGGUCACAUUUUUAAUUUCCUCACAAAGUGUUUGGUCAGAAGCUUCUCCAUAAACAUUCAACGAAAGUGAAACUCCACGUUUAGCUUUAACUGGUCUGUGAGAGGCUGACAGAGAAUGGUGACAAGCGAUAUGUGCAGACAAGGAAGACGUUAAAUAAAAUGCAGAAAUUCCGAUCCAGCUGUUCUGACAUUGGUCACAUAGUCAGAGAUCGGAUACGUAUCGGAUCUAGGACCACAUAUGGAAGCGGCCCAGGUCUGAUUUGGUUUCUUCACACAUCCAUGAAAAGAUUAGAUUUUCACUCAGGUGGAGAGAAGUUGGAUUUGAGUCACUUUGGCAGGUAAUGUGAAUGUUGUUUGUGUUCACUGGCGACAUGUUCUAGCCUAGGUGAUGUCAUUCAUGUUCAUGCACCUGCGUGGAGGUUGUUUUGGGCCUUGCACUGACAAACUUGCAUGUGGGUGAGUAGGUGAUGACUAGAUGUUGAAUUUGUGAAUCAAGACCAUCACCAGAAGUAGUCAGUACUAAUUUCACCACCUGUUCACACUGUCAUAGAGAUUUUGGUCCAGCCCUACCCUGCUCUGCACACAGAUCAGGAUCAUCUAUGUGAUUUAGUCACAGGAAAGUAUAUUGCUGUUGGUGAAAAUUACAUUAGUGCAUUUUGAGUUUAAAUUAAAAAGCCUAUACUGUUUGUUUGUUUUUUAUUUUAUUUUAUGAGCAGAUAUAUGAACAGAUAUGGCUGCCAGUGAGAGAUUUCUCAUAUUCUGGUUUUAUGCAACAACAGCAAUAUUCAAGAGAGGCACCUUUCUCUACACAUUCAGACUAAAGACGAACUAAAACCUGAGGUUAAUGGGAAUGGAGGCUGAAGAACACACAGGUGACAGAGCCUUGUAAACCAAACGUCUGGUUCACACUGCAAGCAACUAGGUUGAUGACUUGUAUUCUAAAAUGGUUUGUAUAUAUUAGCCUAUUUACCAUCAAUGAUCUGUUUCUGUACCAAUUGAUUAUCUGUCCUCUUCUGCCGACGCUUCCCAAAAGCCUAGUUAGACGUUUUAGCUGAAACAAUUUAUUUCUGAAAAGAAUAGUCACAGUCCUACAUGCUGAGUCACAUAAUACAUCACAUCAUGUGGCAGUGCAGUUGUAGGAGCAUAUUGAUUGGCACUGCUUUACCAUGUGGUGGUGAUGUGUUAGGCAAAGUUCAUUUUCAUACCUUAUGACAAUAACAAAUGGUUAAAUAGAAUCGAAGAGAAACAUUCAGAAAUCUAAAGCACUGUGAGAUGUUGGAAGCUACUCAACAAGAAAUGAAGUUAAAUGGACUAAAACAUGCACCAAGACUGUGAUUGUACUGUUAAAGCUGCAUUAAUCAAUUUGUGGUCACCAGGGAACAGAAAGGCUCUAAAAGGUUGAUGGAAACAGCCUGGAUAUACUGAAGUUUAACGCAGGUUGCCCGUUUACACAUUCAGCAAAUGCAUGUUUUCACUUUUGUGGGGCAGCUGUGGUGAGGAGGUAAGUGGACUUGUAUGGCGCUCCUCUCUUCAAGCAUUUUCAGAGCCCUUUCACAUUAUUUGCCCAUUUGCACUCAAACACAUACCGGUGUACAGCCACCAGGAGCAGCUUGGUGUUUACUUCAACAUGGAGAAGCCAGGAAUCGAGCUCAACAACUGACCCACUCUGUCUUUUGAGCCGGUAGAGGUAGAGUAGGUUAACGCCUAACUGCAGAGUUGGUGGUUCGGUUCCUGUCGUCCUUGUAAAAUAUAGGUUCAAUUAAAAAAAAUAGUAAAGUACACUGAUUUGAUGCUCUACAAAAUAAUUUUUCUUCAGGCUAAGCUGGCACACCAAUAAAAUUAUUUAGUGGAGCAUCAAAUCAUUGUGCAGGCUACAGUCUUUUUAUGCUACUAAUAAUACCCUUUGUUCUACUCAGCUGAUGCAAAGAUGUUUUUGGGGAGGUGCAUGCACUUUUCUUAACAUAUUAAAAAAAUCUUGAUGAAUGCAGCUUUGACAAAACUAAAGAUGGAUUAAUCAGUGUAUGGUCCAAGGAAGACACGAUUGGUGGUUGUCGAAAGAAAGAAAAGGACUUGAGGAAGCUAGUUUGAGUGUGUUGCUUGCAGUUUGAAAGCAUGUGGUAUGUGCAUGCACACAUUAGUACACACACUGAGGCAUUUAUACAAACUCAAGAACACAUAUUCCCUUACUGGAACAAUAAUGUAGAGCGGGGUGCAACCAGGGCAGUUAUGCUGCAUUCACGACCUAUGCAAAAUAUGAUGGACAAUAAAACACUCAUCAGGUUUACCUUAGCUUUCUGCUGUUAAAUACUAAAAUAGAUGUUGCUUAAUGUCAGCAAUUAUACGUAACCUAAUGCUGACAGUAAUGUCUUGCUGCAUGUUUGAUUUGUUAUUGAUAUGUUUGAUUUGCUUUAAAAUACUGAACAUGCAUAGUCAUAAUGUGAGAGAAAGUAAAUGUAUAGCGAAUGGGCUCCAUACAAAUCUACAUUCAUGUGCUCUUGAAUUUAAAUGAAUGAAUAACUGAUGUGUUGAUGAUCAUUUUCAUAGGACAUGAAUGCAGCAUUACAAUGAAGACAGAGGCACCUCAUACAGCUAAGGAAGUCACUUUUCACUUGUAAUCAAAGUAGAAAAUGAACAAUCAAACUGCCGGCUGGCCGGCUAGCAUCUGUCACAGUAGCCAGAACUGUUUCAACAACUCUGUACCUUCUCAGCAAACCCAGCCUGUGCCUUGGACACCUUUCUGUAUUGUGGUGGCAGUCUCGUCUCUCGACCUUAACCCUGUAAAGCCUGAAACAUCCAAAAAUAGCCAGAACACUCUGAUUUUUUGGAACUGAGAUGUUUAUUAA